UUCAAUUGGUUAUUGGCGACGUCACUUACUUUAAUGACGCUUAAAGAACGUGGUUUUGUUUAUUUAAUGUUACAUUUUUGAGUCAACGUAUUGAGUAGUAAUCUAAUGUGGAUACGACGCUGAUUCUAUUUAUUUUAAUACAUUUUUUCGAAAGGCUGAGAUGGCUUCAAGUUUCAGAAAACCAAACUUUGCAGGAAACCAGAGGAAGAAAGCAACCAAUAAACCAGAUCUAACUGAGGAACAAAAACAAGAAAUUCGGGAAGCUUUUGAUCUGUUUGAUACUGAAGGUACAGGUACCAUUGAUGUGAAGGAACUCAAGGUUGCAAUGCGUGCACUAGGCUUUGAACCUAAGAAAGAGGAAAUUAAGAAAAUGAUUGCUGAUGUUGAUAAGGAAGGAUCUGGUACAAUUGAUUUUAAUGACUUUCUUUCCAUGAUGACGCAGAAAAUGAGUGAAAAAGACACAAAAGAAGAAAUUCUCAAAGCCUUUAAAUUGUUUGAUGAUGAUGGAACUGGGAAGAUAUCUUUUAAGAACUUGAAGAGAGUUGCUAAGGAACUUGGGGAAAAUUUGACUGAUGAAGAAUUGCAAGAAAUGAUUGAUGAAGCUGAUAGAGAUGGAGAUGGAGAGAUAAAUGAACAAGAAUUUUUAAGAAUCAUGAAGAAAACAAGUUUGUAUUGAUUAAAAUGAGUGUGUAGGUAAAGGUAGUAUUUAUAGCACAUAUAGUUUUGUUGAAUAGAUGUUUAUUUAUCUUUACUGUUUCUGAUAUUCUUUGAUAUGUUUGUGUUUAAAACUGUACAAACAGUAUCUUGCCAACUUAGCAAGUGUAAAUUAAAUUUGUAUUUUUGUAAUGCAUUAGGAAAACAAAACUUAGACUUGUUAUAAGUUCUUUG
This is a messenger RNA of Polypterus senegalus (gray bichir), 888 nucleotides long. RefSeq names its product centrin 4 (gene cetn4). The coding region runs from base 161 to 676 and encodes 171 amino acids. The transcript has 5 exons. Gene Ontology annotation, biological process: centriole replication; mitotic cell cycle. Gene Ontology annotation, cellular component: centriole; centrosome. NCBI's taxonomy places the organism in Eukaryota, Metazoa, Chordata, Cladistia, Polypteriformes, Polypteridae. Gene Ontology annotation, molecular function: calcium ion binding. The record is from RefSeq and is a predicted model, not a curated record.